Messenger RNA from Malurus melanocephalus (red-backed fairy wren), 445 nucleotides. RefSeq names its product gamma-aminobutyric acid type B receptor subunit 1-like. Gene Ontology annotation, biological process: gamma-aminobutyric acid signaling pathway; G protein-coupled receptor signaling pathway. The transcript is spliced from 2 exons. The record is from RefSeq and is a predicted model, not a curated record. Gene Ontology annotation, cellular component: membrane; G protein-coupled receptor heterodimeric complex. Gene Ontology annotation, molecular function: G protein-coupled GABA receptor activity. NCBI's taxonomy places the organism in Eukaryota, Metazoa, Chordata, Aves, Passeriformes, Maluridae. The coding region runs from base 2 to 430 and encodes 142 amino acids.
AAUGGACUGGGAGGGUCACGUGACCACCGAGAUCGUCAUGCUCAACCCCGAGAACACGCGCAGCAUCUCCAACAUGACCUCCCAAGAAUUCAUCCAAAAGCUCCAAAAGCGCCUGGGUAAAAACCCGGAGGAAACGGGCGGAUUCCAGGAGGCUCCGCUCGCCUACGACGCCAUUUGGGCUUUGGCUUUGGCGCUCAACAAAACUUCGCAGGAAUUGGUAAAAAAAGGGCUGCGCCUCGAGGAUUUCAACUACAACAAUAAAAACAUCACCGACGAAAUUUACAGAGCGCUCAACUCGUCGGCGUUCGAGGGCGUUUCGGUAAAAAAGCAAAAAAAAUUUGGAAAAAAAUUGGGGAAAAUUUGGGAAAAAAAAUUGGAAAAAAAAAAAAAUUGGGGAAAAAUUUGGCGCCCGAAUAGGGAUCGGGAGUGAAAAUUCCAUAAAAUU